Messenger RNA from Astrephomene gubernaculifera, 2241 nucleotides. The record is from the annotation of a GenBank genome assembly. NCBI's taxonomy places the organism in Eukaryota, Viridiplantae, Chlorophyta, Chlorophyceae, Chlamydomonadales, Astrephomenaceae.
GGAUGUUGUAUGCAGUGCAGGAGCGCGCGAAAAGGGACACUACUAAGACGCUGUGAUCAGUUCACGACAAAUCGACUGACCAAGACGUGACAACCCACACACCUUUACGCAUAGCGUUUUGUAAAGUAAGGCUUUUACUUUGUCUCAGUUGCGGUUCUUGAACUAAUUCCUGUGAGCCAUGGCCAGCAUGCUCGCGAGGAGGGCAUGCUGCAAUAGCACUAGCCUAUUGUUGGAACAGUUACCUGGUGCAUCUGAAACACUUCUCGCACAGGUGUCCCGGUGGGAGAGGUGCUUCAGCGGCGCCUGCGCCAGCACAUCAUCCGGCACGGCCGCCUGGCCGGCUACGCAGUUAUUUGCUGGCAUCAGAUGGCAUUCUCAAAGCGCAUCAGCCGGUGCACCCUCGGCAGCGGCAUCCCCCGCCUUGUCCGCGGCAUCGCAGGCUGUCUCCAUUGCGCAGCUUCCCCAUCGCGGCCUCUCAACAUCAGCUUUGACCGCCUCAGCCGCAGCAGCAUCACCUGCAGUUGUAGCGGCAACAGCAGAGGCAGCCGCUGGGGCCUCGACCUCGUCUUCUAGCAACUCCUCGCUCCAAGCGCCAUGGCCCUUCAUCGAUCCAGCCAAGCCGCAGGUGCUACCUGUUGCGGUACCUCGGACACGUCGGACGCCUCAGCCACUAAACGUGGCGCUGCAGCAGCUGCUGGGCCCUCUGCGACCGGGCCAGCGUGCAAGCCACGCCCUGGAGGUGUUUGUGCGCUUCUCCCUCGACCCACGCCGCUCCGACCACCUGGUCCGCGGCAGUGUUGUACUGCCGUACGGCACCGGCAAGAAAGUACGACUGGUGGUGUUUGCAAAGGGCGCGGAUGCGGACAUUGCGCGACAGGAGGGUGUGGACCUGAUUGGCGAUGAGGAGCUGAUCAGCGCCAUCGUGAGUAGCGAGGGAGCCGCCAUCACCUUUGACAAGCUGAUCGCCACACCCGACUUCAUGCGCCCGCUGGCCCGGGCGGGCAAGGUGCUGGGACCCAAGGGGCUCAUGCCCAACCCCAAGAUGGGUACCCUCACCACCGACGUCGCCAAGGCCAUCCGGGAGACCCGCCGCGGCCGCCUGGAUUACCGCUUGGGCCGCGACGCCACGGUCCGUGCCGCGCUGGGCCGUACGAACAUGCCGUACGAGCACCUGUCGGCGCAUGUGGGCGGGUUGGUGGCCUCGCUGCUGGAGAACAAGCCCAAGGCGCUAGGGGGCCCCGUCGGGGCGGCAGUAGGAGCGGCGGGAGGGGCCGGCGCGGCGGUGGGAGGCGCGGUGGGAGGAGAGGGAGUGGCGACGGGAGGAGCGGCGGCGACGGCAGCGGCGGCUGGGUUGGAGGGCUACGUGCGCACCUUCCUGCUCAAGACCACCAAGUCCGCCCCGGUGGCGGUCACCUUCGAGUCGCUGGGGGAGGCGGUGCAGGCCUACCGCAACCUGGUGGGGGGAGCAGCGGCGGCAGCAGGGGGAGCGGCGGCGGAGCAGCAGGACCAGCAGCAGCAGCCGAAGAAGCAGUAAUGGGCUGCUGCCGUAGUGGAGUGAAGGAGCCUCCUGGGCGGCGGUGGCAGGGGAAGCAGCGGCUGCGAGAGGAGCGGUAGCAGCUGGGAGUUGACGGGCCGGCUUACCCACACCGGGGGCUGUGUCUAACAGCAACAUAGGAAUGGUUGCAACCCGCGCGCGAGAGUGCUGUUGCUGUAGGCGGGGCUGGCGGGCGGAGCGCUGCUCAUAUUGCACCGGGUGGCUGUGCGGCUCCUCUUGUCCUCUUGUUGUCACCUCUUGUGGUGGCUGCUAAGUGAUGCGGUGCGGCCAAAGGAUACCGUAUAUACCGGUAUCGGGAGGUAAUUAGCAUGGAAAGGCUGCUGGUGGCAGAAGGCCAGUGAUGGUGUGGGGUUUCGGACAGCGGGCGAGGUAGUGGGUGGGUCGACAAGACGUUGGGAUUGCGGGAUCCCUUUUCCUUGAUGCAUGUCUAUGUGUGCGUGAGUACGUGUGUGCGGUUUGUGUCUACCGGUGCAUUUGGGUGCGCUUUUGCUGCGGGUCGCACUUUGGGGGUCCUGUGGAGAAGUCAACGACAGGUUUGGACGGGUAAAUAUGAUUCCGGUGCAAAAAGCAUUGAUGUGAGCUUGUAAGAUACAAGGAGGCAAGGCAGCCGCGAGGGCCAUGCAAACGGACAGCGCGUGGGCUAUUGGAAUUCUGCAAUCGCAGGCUUCUUGUUACCGCGUCCUUAA